CAGUAAAUAAAAGCAUGGAGGCUCUGACUCUCGGGAUCUAACACCGAGCAGCGGGGGGUAAAGACACUGCCGCAUGCGCUCUCCCUUUCACCAAAACACACAGGAAGGACGCAGGCCAGCGGCGGACGCUUUGCCAGUUGGAUUGAAGUCAUUUUACGUGGAAGAGAGGAUUGUAGUUGGCGACCGGAGCGGGGCAGCCCGCCGUGCUGAGCAUGAAGCGGACGGCUGUAGUGGCCAGGCACAAUGGCCUCGUCUCUCCGCUGGGGAACAACAACUCCGGGGCUUCGAGCAUCGUCUCACCACCACAGCCGAGAGCCACUAGCAUCUCCGCUUCUGCCGACAGCGGUGUCGUCGGUGGGAUGGACGGCCUACUGGAUUUCUCCAAAGGCCCCACCGUCAAAACUGAACUGGUCUGCAAAUGGAUUGACCGAACUUCUUCGAGACAGAGGCUUGGGCGGACGGCGACAUCCGUCUGCGACCAAACUUUCAGCUCCAUGCACGAGCUGGUGGACCACGUCACCACCGAGCAUGUAGCGGCGGGUCUCGAGACCCUCAGUCACGUCUGCAUGUGGGACGAGUGUAUGCGCGGCGGGAAGGCGUUCAAAGCCAAAUACAAACUCAUCAACCACAUUCGCGUGCACACCGGGGAGAAGCCCUUUUCCUGCGCAUUUCCCAACUGCGGCAAGAUGUUCGCACGCUCCGAGAACCUCAAGAUCCACACGCGCACGCACACUGGUGAAAAGCCAUUCCAGUGUGAGUUUUGUGAACGACGCUUUGCCAACAGCAGCGACCGGAAGAAGCACUCACAGGUCCACACGGCCUCGAAACCCUACGACUGCAAGGCCCUGGGCUGCACCAAGUCCUACACCCACCCCAGCUCCCUGCGCAAACACAUGAAGGUCCACGUCAAGUCGUCACCUACCUCUGAACCCCAGGACGCGUACGACUCCAUCGCUCAUCAACUUCAACAACCUCAUCAGGCUCUCCUCGAGCCUCUCGACCUUAAAAUUAACCGCCUCUCUCCGUCACUUGCCAACAGAAAUGCUCAUUUUCCUCUUCUGUCCAAUCAUGAAUUGGAUAUCAGCUCAGCCAGCGAAGUGGACCAUAAGCUGCUGCUGCAGAGUUCAUCCCCAAUGGCAAUGCCUCUGGAUCUCUCUCUGUCGGGCCUGAAGAAUCAGCUGGCCCAGAAGCAGCAGAGUGGCAGGACUCCACGGAGGAGCCAGCGCUCAGUCAACCCAGCCUUACCUCAGUUGUCUAACAUUAAGGAGUGGUAUGUCUGUACCAGGACUACGGCGCCACAUUUUCCUCUACUUCACCCAGACCACAUCAAAUCAGAACCUAGUGAUGACGAGGAGUAUGUCACGUAGGAUGGAGGGACUGGUAGACAGACCUCACAUAUUGUCAGACCCAGGUCAUGCCAGAGGUCAUGCUCUGUGGAAUCAUAGUUGCUGUAAUUUCCCAGAACCAGCAGGCGUAUGGUUCAACAUCAGUGGCCCUUUUAAAGAUGGAGAGGGCUGUGGGGAGAUUGGAGGCUUUUUUAUUCCCCGUCUCGAAUACUAAUCUCAGCUCGGAGAUUGUCACCAUCUGCAGACCAAAAGCAAUGGCUCAGACGUUGCCAGUAGGGACAGGAGGACAUCCAUCAUUAUGGUUAUCAAACAAAAUGUUUGACCAAAAACUGCAAGUUAUCUAAUCGGUGUUAGUUAGCUAACCUGAACUAACACAGGGGAUAACAUUGUACAAAUGGACCAGGGAAUGUUGGUGACUGCUCUGCUUGCUGUUACAGGAUAUGAAGAGGGUGUGUGUACAUGGUGACCUCUCUAGGGAGACAGAUUAUUGACCAGUUUAUUGAAGAGCUCCACCUAGAUGAAGACAUUUCAAGGGCUAAAUUGACACAUAUGGAAAGGGGUUCACGUUAACCUCGGCAGCACUGUACACAUAGCAACGCAGCACAGGUCUAAAACAGCAGGCAUAGAGGGUGAAGGUGAGUGUGUGCCUGUGGAGGCCUCAGUAGGCUUCAAACUCACUAGUUCGUACAAGGUCAGAAAAAUACAAAUGUUGUUGGAGGCAGCUGAUUUUGCUCAGAUACUGUAGGGCAAUCCGACAAGCACUUUGUUUGAAGCACGCUGAGGCCUUUACUAACAAACUAUAGGUAGGAACUUGUUCAAAAGUGUUUUAUGUGAUCUAAUCCAGCACAGCAGCCAACAGUGAAGCCGCAGUUUGAAGACAGAGGGACUGAUUCUUCUUUGUACUGAUCAUCAAGUGUCUCCUUAACCUCCUCAACUCUAUGGACCUUUAAGUGGGUUAAUCACCUGCAUCUGUUUACACUCCCAUUUACAUUUUAGUCAAUACCCCAAGGUUUCCAAAAUGACCAUGUACUGUAAGUCAUACCUAUAUUCCUUUAACAUGAAAAUGUGUAUUAAAUGAUGCACAAGACAUCGAGUACUUUCCCUUUGAUGAAAUGGUGCAGCCAUAAAAAGUGUCGUCAUGGAAUUGAGUUUUGAAUUUUGAAUGUAUUGUGUAAGAUUGUGGUACAGCUUGUCAUUAAUGUUUAAUCUAUGUUUGGAGUUACUGCAUUGAGAACACUUCAGUGUACAUUAUCCAUCCACUAGAAGGUCACGUAAGAAAACAUACCUGAAGCAGAUAGCUUGAACCAACAGUGACAGGAUUUAUAUGUUAUUUUAAAGGACAAUUACAGUUUGUUACCACCCAGGUCUACAACCAGGGUAAAAGUGAAAGUGAGCACUCCUGAAAUGUCUCUAAUAAUCCAUCACUGUGUAGGAAAACUGAGUGCAACUGGGUUGGGGGAAAGAAAUAGAUUGGGGAAUAAUUUUACCUUUCAUCUUUGUUUUCUCUUCCAAUACAUUUUAGUUACCAUGUUCCCAGGCUUGUUACUAGGAAUGAUUGACAAAACAGCCAAAACAACCCCCAAGUUGAACAGAACACAAAUUUGCAUGUACUUCUAUUAGAGCAGAACACGUUUUGAGAGCAAGGACAGAAUUGUGUCAGUGGAGUUUUGAUUUUCAAGAGCAGUCAUCUCCAGAUAUGAAUAAGCAACUGUUAAUGAAGUUUGUAGCAUUUGCAUGGCAGUGGAACAGUGGCGCUGUCACCUCACAGCAAGAAGGUCUGGGGUUUGAAUCCUGCAGCUGGGAUCUGUGUGGAGUUCUCUCAGGUCUGUGUGGGUUUUCUCCUUCUCCCACGGUCCAAAACAUGCAGGUCUGAUCAGAAACUGAUUUACCUGAGGUGUAAAUGUGUGUGAAUGGUGGCCCCGUACUAGACUGGCAACUUGUCCACAUGUACCAUGCCUCUCACUAGAGGUGUGAAUCCUCACUGGCCUCAUGAUUCAAUUACCUGUCAUUGAUUUGAAUGAACAACAAUUCAUGAUGCAUCUCGAUGUGUAGCAUCCUCAAUUUUAUAUAUAUUACUAGUUUUACAUCAUUUAAUACAAGCAGUCAGAUAAAUUUUGCUUUCAAAAAUCAGACUACAACAGUCUAUAACAUCAAAAGCUGCAUCUUUCCAACACCAGUAUCUGUGUGACCCGCCUCAGUAGCUAAACCUUUCAGAGCUGGACAGCAGAGUUGAAAGAGUCUCCUCAGUUCUUGGCUAAUGAGCUGGGCUCGCUGUAUUCUUUAUGACUGCAGACUGCAGCUCAUGUUCCUCAAAUUCUCUGUAUUCCCAAAGCGUUUCAUUUUUGUGAGGCAGAUUUUACACACAGCACAUGUCUUGUCCAGUUCUUGCUUCCCAGUAAGUUCAUAAAAUCCAAAAUGUCCACUUUCAAAAUAUUGGUUGGCUUUUUUAUCACUCGCUGUAGAUCUCUGCCUCCCUUCCCCAAAUCGCCCAACUUAUAAAAGUAACGUUAGCCUAACUUUCACCCACAGUUCAAUGCAAGAUAGCGACGUUGCAAUGUCGUGCUGUAACUUCACAACUUUAUUGUCCAGCUGAGCCUGGAAAAUCAACAAUCAACAUUAGUAGGCUAUAAUUUUGUGUAGGCUGCUAACCCAUGAUUAUGUUCUGUCACUGCUUCCAUGCAGAAUCUACCGCGUCCGCAUCGCAGUGCAUCUUAGAAUCGUACCUACCUCUCACACAAUGUGAGUUGGGAUAGGCUCCAUCUUUCUGUUACCCUGCACAGGAUAAGCUGGUAUAGAUAAUGGAUUGAUGGAUAUUCCUGGCAUGUAACCACAAACUGAGAGGAGGAUAAAAUCUGUUGCAUUUGACUUGGGAGUGGAUUGUCAUUAUGUUAGGCUCCAUUGGCUUUCAUGUCAGAAACACUGUUAAAAGUAUAGGCCUAACUAUCAUGUGGGGGAAACUGAAGCAUGUUGAAGGCACAUGAUCAACACAGAUCUUAAACUCGGGCUGCAAGAAAUCAGGUUGUUGCUGUCUGCUACCUUAAAUCUUGACCUACAGAUUCAUUCAAUUUGUUUUUUAAACAAUAGUUUGACUUGAUAGAGCAUACAUAUCAGAGUUUAUGAUCACUGAACAGCACAUCGUUGUGUUCCUUUUAGGAAGUGUUUUAUUGAGAAAGGCUGUCUCAUGCAGUAUCACAUCAUUGAAGGAUUCUAAUCACCCAUACGUUCACUGAUCCAUUCAUUCUGUCUAUAAAAAAUGUUUAUGGAUUCAGGGCAACUGUCAUGAUCUCCAGUGAUGACCUGUAUCCCCACCCCAACCCUCUGAUUUAGCAACACUAAGUUGCGUUCAUCAUGUGUGAGUAAAUGAGUGACUAAGAAAUGAAAUUAAAAGAAAUUAUUAGACUGAC
This is a messenger RNA of Micropterus salmoides (largemouth bass), 4750 nucleotides long. RefSeq names its product zinc finger protein ZIC 4-like. The transcript is spliced from 2 exons. The coding region runs from base 213 to 1367 and encodes 384 amino acids. NCBI's taxonomy places the organism in Eukaryota, Metazoa, Chordata, Actinopteri, Centrarchiformes, Centrarchidae. The record is from RefSeq and is a predicted model, not a curated record. Gene Ontology annotation, cellular component: nucleus. Gene Ontology annotation, molecular function: RNA polymerase II cis-regulatory region sequence-specific DNA binding; DNA-binding transcription factor activity, RNA polymerase II-specific. Gene Ontology annotation, biological process: regulation of transcription by RNA polymerase II; central nervous system development.